Messenger RNA from Sesamum indicum (sesame), 819 nucleotides. RefSeq names its product protein NONRESPONDING TO OXYLIPINS 2, mitochondrial. NCBI's taxonomy places the organism in Eukaryota, Viridiplantae, Streptophyta, Magnoliopsida, Lamiales, Pedaliaceae. Gene Ontology annotation, cellular component: mitochondrion. The record is from RefSeq and is a predicted model, not a curated record.
UUUGCAAUUUUCGGGGGCCAUUUCUAAGCCCUAAAGUCCUAAACCCUCUGCAACCUUUAACCCAUAAAAAAGGCAGCUUUGCAUCCGUUUAUGCAAAACCCUUCAUCGUUAGAGAUCUGAAUUCGUUCGACGAUGGCUUCCAAAUGCAGUAGAAUUUUCACCAGGGCUUCCGUUUCUACGAUCAAAUCCGCCAUUUCGAAACCAAGUCCUGCUUCCUAUACGAGAUCAGCCACGGCGUCGUUUGCCAAACCCGCUCCCACUUCAAAAUUUUCUCCUUUACCUCUUCGCCGCUUCUCUCUCUCCAGGUCACCAGCGGAGUUGGGGAGCACGGCAUCAAUGCUGCCGCUACAUAGCGCAGUGGCGACGGCGAGGAUGACAUCAUGCCUGAGCUCAUCGUCGAGGUGUUGUAGAGCUCUUUCUCAGGAGCUGGGUCUGUCAGUUCCGAGGUGACUUUUGUUAGCAGGCUAUCAGAAUUAUCUUCAUAUGAAUUGGUAAGGGCAGAGCUCCUAUGCUUUCCAGCACAUACGUUAUCAAUAACCCAUAAGACUAUUCAAGAUCCCAGAUCAGCAUAUUGAUUUUCAAUGCUCUGGAAGAAACAAAUUCUAUUUACAUUUUGGAAGGCUGGAAGUUGACUUGUUUUCUUUCUGGUUGUAAGGUAGUCUCUAGUGUAUUUGGUUUCACGUAAGCUGAAUUCCUCCUCCUGUUGACACCCUUUCUUUUUUGUCUUCUUGAAAUCUAACAUUUGUACCUCAGGCUUGCUUGUUAGAGCCUAAACCAUACUCCAGGUUCUGAAAUUAACAGCAUCACUUUAUCUUUGAA